AGGAGAGUGACAGUAAUGUGGUUUCCAGUUGUCCUGAUGGCAGGAAGCAGAGAGUGAUGGUGGGAGCUGUUUAUUGGGCUCGAGGCCUGGGCCUAGUGAUGUUCCCCAGGGUUACACCUAUUGCUACUUGUCAUCUGUGUCAGUAAUUUGGUUGAGAAUGUGCAGGGUUUGGUUAGUAAGUUUCCAGCAUGUUUCCCCUCAUCCUCCUUCUCUCCAGAGAGUAAAGUCCUAACUCCCUUAAUCGCUGAUCAUAAUGCACACUCUCUAAACCAGGCAGCAUCUGGUAAACCUGGUAAAUCUCCUCUGUACCCUUUCCAAAGCUUCCACAUCCUUCCUAUAGUGAGGUGUCUAGAACUGGACACAGUUCUCCAAGUGUGACCUAACCAGAGUUUUAUAGCUGCAUCGUUACCUCGUGACUCUUAAACUCUAUGAAAGCUAACACCCCAUAAGCUUUCUUAACUACCCUAUCUACCUGUGAGGAAACUUUCAGGGAUCUGUGGACAUGUACCCCCAGAUCCCUCUGCUCCUCCACACUCCCAAGUAUUCUGCCAUUUACUUUUUACUCUGCCUUGGAAUUUGUCCUUCCAAAGUGUACCACCUCACACUUCUCUGGGCUGAACUCCAUCUGCUACUUCUCAGCCCACUUCUGCAUCCUAUCAAUGUCUCUCUAUCUUAGACAAACCUCUACACUAUCCACAACACCACCAACCUUUGUUGGCAAACAUGCCAACCCACCCUUCUACCACUACAUUCAGGUCAUUAGUAAAAAUCAUGAAACAUAGAGGUCCCAGAACCAAUCCUUGUGGGACCACACAAUUCAGAACCCUCCAAUCCGAAUGUACUUUCUGCAGGCCACCGAAUUCUGAAUCCACCUGGCCAAACUUCCCUGGAUCCCAUGCCUUCUGACUUUCUGAAUAAACCUACUGUGUGGAAACUUGUCAAAUCCCUUACUAAAAUCCAUGUAGAUUACAUCCACUGCACUACCCUCAAGAACUCUAUCAGGCUUGUUAGACAUGAUCAGCCUUUCACAAAGCCAUGCUCUCUGUCCUUGAUCAGACCAUGAUUCUCUAAAUGCCCAUAGAUUCUGUCUCUAAGAAUCUUUUCCAACAGCUUUCCCACCACAGAUGUAAGGCUCACUGGUCUAUAAUUACCCAGACUAUCCCUAUUACCUUUUUUGAACAAGGGGACAACAUUCACCUCCCUCCAAUCCUCCGGUACCAUUCCCGUGGACAACGAGGACAUAAAGAUCCUAACCAGAAGCUCAGCAAUCUCUUUCUUCACCUCGUGGAGCAGCUGGGGAAUAUUCUUUCAGGUCCCGGGGAGUUAUCCAUCCUAAUGUAUCUUAACAAUUCCAACACCUCUUCUGCCUUAAUAUCAACAUGCUCCAGAACAUCAAACUCACUCAUAUUGUCCUCACCGUCAUCAAGUUCCCUCUCAUUGGUGAAUACCGAAGAGAAGUAUUCAUUGAGGACCUCGCUCACAUCCACAGCCAUGGUUAAAAAUGACAAGGAAUUUGUCUACGGGAAUCUCGAACACGACACACCGAUUUUGCUGUCUUUAUCCAGAUAUUUAAGAAGUGGAGCAAGGGAUUCACAUGGUCAUCUGACCAACUGGCAUGCCCGUCAGUUUACACAGGGAAGAGGCCGUUCAUCUGUCCAGACAGUAGGAAUAGAUUCACUCGGUCAUUUCAACUGAAGGCACUUCAGAAAGUUCACACUGGGACAAGGCCAUUCAUCUAUUCUGUGUUUGAGAAGGGAUUCAGUGGGUCUUCCCACCUGUGGACACACCAGUCAGUUCACAUUGGGCAGAGUCUGGUCAUCUGCUGAAUUUGUGGGGAAGGAUUCACUCUGUCAUCUGACCUAAUGGCUCACCAGCGAGUUCACACUGGGGAAAGACCGUUCACCUGCUCGGACUGUGGAAAGGGAUUCACUUUUUCAUCUAAGCUGAAGAUACAUCAGCGAGUUCACACUGGGGAAAGGCCGUUCACCUGCUCAGUUUGUGGUAAAGGAUUCACUCAGUCAUCCCACCUGCAAGCACACUGGUCAGUUCACACUGGAGAGAGGCCGUUCACCUGUUCAGACUGUGGGAAAGGAUUCACGUGGUCAUCUGACCUAAUGGCACACCAACGAAUUCACACUGGGGAGAGGCCUUUCACGUGCUCGGUGUGUGCGAAGGGAUUCACUUGCUCAUCCCAACUGAAGGUACAUCAGAGAGUUCACACUGGAGAGAGGCCGUUUACCUGCUCCAACUGUGAGAAGGGAUUCACUCGGUCAUCUGACCUAAUGGCACACCAGCGAGUUCAUACUGGCGAGCGGCCGUUCACCUGCUCGAAUUGUGGAAAGGGAUUCAUUUGCUCAUCUCACCUGAAGGUACAUCAGCGAGUUCACACUGGAGAGAGGCCAUUCAUCUGCUCGGACUGUGGGAAGGGAUUCACUCAGGCAUCUGAUCUACUGAAACACCAGUCAGUUCACACCGGAGAGCGACCAUUCAUCUGCUCAGAAUGUGGGAAGGGAUUCACUCGGUCAUCUCACCUGAAGCUACAUCAGAGAGUUCACACUGGAGAGUGGCCGUUCUCCUGCUCGGACUGUGGAAAGGGAUUCAGUUGGUCAUCUGAACUGAAGGUACAUCAGCGAGUUCACACUGGAGAGAGGCCAUUCACCUGCUCAGACUGUGGGAAGGGAUUCACUCUGUCAUCUCAUCUGAAGGAACAUCAGCGAGUUCACACUGGGGAGAGGCCAUUCACCUGCUCAGUCUGUGGGAAGGGAUUCACUUCGUCAACUCCACUGAAGGUACAUCAACGAGUUCACACUGGAGAGAGACCAUUCACCUGUUCAGACUGUGGGAAGGGAUUCACUUUGUCAGCUGAUCUACUGAGACACCAGUCAGUUCACAGCGGAGAGUGGCCAUUCACCUGCUCGGACUGUGGGAAGGGAUUCACUUGCUCAUCUAAACUGAAGGUACAUCAGCGAGUUCACACUGGGUAAAGGCCGUUCACCUGGUCAGACUUUGGAAAGAGAUUCUCUCAGCCAAAUCAACCAAAUGUGCAUCAUUGAGUUCACAUUGGGGAGAGGCCAUUCACCUGCUGUGAACGUGGGAAGCGAUUCACUCAGUCAUCUAACUUUACGUAACACUCGCUUCGGCUAGCAGCUUAAUAUAGGGGGUGAUAGACCACUCCCCAACCCGGCCAAACUUAAGAAAUCUGAUUUGGGUGGAUGCAGUGUGAUGUGUCCCCGAUACAAAUUAGUAGCAUGAAAUAACAAACAGUACACAGUAUGUGAUUAAACGAUUGUGCUUUAUAAUUCUUAUUUUGACUAUAGAGUUAGUGAAGAAAACAAAAAAAAGAAAAAGGGCCCAGUCCCUGCAUUCACAUCUUCUCAUCUCUCCCUGGCAAAAGACCGCGAAUGCCUUUCUUCUCGACUCACAAAAAAGAACAUUUUUGUCAUUGAAUAGCCCUGCACGCUGAAACCCUGUUAUCUCUAGUCAUAACCUAUACAUUGCUGCUCCAGAGAAACCAUUACCUCAGCAGUGAAACAUUACAGAGAGGCCAUUACAUUAGCAGUGAAACCUUGCGGUGUGUUGCACUUGUGACACACUAUCGGGUUCAAUAAGAGAAAAUUUCAAUAUGCUGCAUGCUGGAUAUUUGUACAUCACCAUUGCUGAAUGCAAUUUUGAGAGAGACUGUUGGUGCUGAGCUCUGCAAUUAUUUCUGCUGCUCACCACACCUUGUUCUGCACCCUGGCCACUGUGCAUGGGAGGAGUACUUUCUGCUGCACAUUCACCUUUGAUGGGACUGGAGUUCAAUAUUCUGGACCUGAGACAAAUAAAUCAAUUCUGUUUUAAACUCUG
Messenger RNA from Hypanus sabinus (Atlantic stingray), 3846 nucleotides. Its product is annotated as zinc finger protein 229-like. Gene Ontology annotation, cellular component: nucleus. The record is from RefSeq and is a predicted model, not a curated record. Lineage: Eukaryota; Metazoa; Chordata; Chondrichthyes; Myliobatiformes; Dasyatidae. The transcript is spliced from 2 exons. Gene Ontology annotation, biological process: central nervous system development; regulation of transcription by RNA polymerase II. The coding region runs from base 1863 to 2984 and encodes 373 amino acids. Gene Ontology annotation, molecular function: RNA polymerase II cis-regulatory region sequence-specific DNA binding; DNA-binding transcription factor activity, RNA polymerase II-specific.